CCAACUUCAAAAAAGUAGUGCGACAAGAUUGACAUCAAGGUUUGGUUCAGUUGAGGUCUGGGCAGCGUUGAAGAAAGGUUUCAACAACGAGUAAUUUAUCAUUUCAUUAUGAACAGCGCAAAUACAUUGUUGUUUGGCAUUUUGAUUUUUCUUGUGACUGUGAUAAGCGUGCAGUCUUUAAAAUGUUACAUGUGUGAAGUUUGUAACGACCCUUUCGAUGAAAACGCAGCAUCAACGGUUUCGUGCUCAGGAUCAUGUUUAAAGGCCAAAGUUGGUGAUUUUGUGGUAAGAAGCUGUUCAGAUACAAAUAUAGGCGACACGUGUGACGAAAAAGACGGUAUUAAAGGAUGUUCGUGUACGUCUGACUUGUGUAACAGUGCGUCUGGAUUCAGCGUCUCAUUUCCUGUCGUCUGCAUAUCUGCUCUCAUCUUGUUACUACGGUUGUUCUAAACGAACAAACGAUUUAUAUAAAACAAUUUUUUAAUAUGCAUUUAGUAUUGUUGACGGACUUUUUUCUUAUAAACGUUUGUGUCUUUUUUUCCUGUCAUUUUCAGGUAUUUUCUGAGCAUUAAAUCAUUAGUGUUUCAACAAGGACAUUGAUGAAGAAAGUAUUUGCAAUGUAAGAUGAUACCUGGACUGUCAUAUUUCAAUUCAGUAAUGUUAUUAAGCUUGGAACAAAUCAGAUCAUUCUUUAAAUUAUAGUGUUCAUCAAUAAAAGAAAAUGUUUA
Ruditapes philippinarum (Manila clam) is the source of this 728-nucleotide messenger RNA. RefSeq lists its product as uncharacterized. The coding region runs from base 109 to 450 and encodes 113 amino acids. The record is from RefSeq and is a predicted model, not a curated record. Lineage: Eukaryota; Metazoa; Mollusca; Bivalvia; Venerida; Veneridae. The transcript is spliced from 3 exons.